Molecule: messenger RNA, 1572 nt
Organism: Cylas formicarius (sweet potato weevil)
Lineage: Eukaryota; Metazoa; Arthropoda; Insecta; Coleoptera; Brentidae
Gene: Dop2R
Product: dopamine D2-like receptor
Exons: 7
Biological process (GO): adenylate cyclase-activating adrenergic receptor signaling pathway
Cellular component (GO): membrane
Molecular function (GO): melanocortin receptor activity; dopamine neurotransmitter receptor activity, coupled via Gi/Go
Source: RefSeq, a predicted model, not a curated record
CCAAAAGUUUAUUCUUACUUGAGUGACAAGGUAAACGGCACGUGGGCCUUGCCGGGCUUCGUCUGUGACUUUUACAUCGCAAUGGAUGUAACCUGCUCAACUUGUUCCAUUUUUAAUUUAGUCGCCAUUUCUAUAGAUAGAUACAUAGCGGUAACGCAGCCAAUCAAAUACGCAAAACACAAGAACAACCGCCGCAUAUGGCUGACGAUAGCCUUGGUCUGGGUGAUAUCGGCGGCAAUCGGAUCACCGAUAGUUCUCGGGCUGAACAACACUCCCGACAGGAUACCUGACGCUUGCUUGUUCUACAACAGCGACUUCAUAAUCUACUCGAGCCUGUCGUCGUUCUACAUUCCCUGUAUUAUAAUGGUGUUCCUUUAUUAUAAUAUAUUUAAGGCAUUGCGGAGGAGGGCGAUGCAGCAGCGGGCGAAUCGAAAACCUCAACCCGCCGAAAUCAAACCCGGAUCUGUGAUAGAAAACCUUGCGAGUACGCGACGCCUGGCUGAAACCACCCUCGGAGCGGGCAACAUCGACGAACCAGCCACCAACACUGGAUCGGGAUCAGCCGAUGAAGACGAUGAUAUCGUCGAGGCCGAGUGUCACGUCAUCUCGAACGAUAAAAGUACCGAAUUCAUCCUGGCAACGGUGGUUGAAGAAGCAGCAAUAUCAAGUGUGGUGGCUAGUCUAGCCACCCCACGUUCACUUGCAGAUCCUAAUGGUAACAACGACUCUGGAUACGCGCAAAGUCAACCUGAUAGCACAGCGCCAGACAGUCCGAGACAGUUUGGGACGCUAAGGAGCUCCUCGAAGAAAAACGGAACGACAUUGGACACCGAAAUGAGGGUCGUGUCGGCGGUCAACUCUCGGACAGCAAGUGUGCGAUCGAUAGGCUCGAAAAAAGAAAAGAAAGCCACCAGCGCCGCCAGAUUUACUAUUUACAAGGUAAACAAGGCGAGUAGGAAAAAACGGGAGAAGUCCUCCGCCAAGAAGGAGCGGAAGGCGACAAAAACGCUCGCGAUCGUCCUAGGGGUGUUCCUGAUCUGCUGGGUGCCGUUCUUCACCUGUAACAUUUUAGACGCGAUGUGCAGCAAACUGAACCUCGAGUGUCAACCGGGCGUUUCGGCGUUCCUGCUCACCACGUGGCUGGGUUACAUGAACAGCUUCGUCAAUCCCAUCAUCUACACGAUAUUCAAUCCUGAAUUCAGGAAAGCGUUCAAGAAAAUUAUGUUCUUGGGCCCGUAAUGGAUCAGGUUUUCCGUAAAGAUCGAAAUCAUUUUCACUGAAAAUUACCUUUAAGUACUUCUGAUUUCAACAAUGUUUAAUAUGAGAGAAUCUCUUAUCUUUCAAUUUUGUUAAAUGAAUCGAAAUGUUUCCCAGUAGUUUUAUUUUGACCGCAAAACUUUCUUUUUUCCGUUGUCGUGGAAGACUCUGGAAAACCCUACAUAUAUUUGCGUGUUUCGAUUCUAUCAAGAAAGGUUUAUAUGUCAACGCAUCGCAAAAAGAAUGACACUUUUUUUCUUUUGAUCUCCUAUAUAUUUAAAUCUGCUAUCUUUCUAAUAUCCAAAAAGCACCUUA